This is a messenger RNA of Penicillium roqueforti, 1167 nucleotides long. RefSeq names its product transcriptional regulator family TF. The coding region runs from base 1 to 1167 and encodes 388 amino acids. NCBI's taxonomy places the organism in Eukaryota, Fungi, Ascomycota, Eurotiomycetes, Eurotiales, Aspergillaceae. Gene Ontology annotation, molecular function: DNA-binding transcription activator activity, RNA polymerase II-specific. Gene Ontology annotation, biological process: regulation of transcription by RNA polymerase II. The transcript has a single exon. The record is from RefSeq and is a predicted model, not a curated record.
AUGCAACUCUCACAGUAUAAGGAGCAGAGCUCGACCUGUGUGCACUGCCUGGAUCGCAAGAUGCUCAGCCAAUAUCCGCCUCGGCCCCGACUGACUCGGCUAGACAACAAGCAUGGCUCUUUUAUCCCCUCAACUAGCACUUCGCCAUCAUCUCCGACUUCCUCAACCUCACAGUCAAAUUCCCAGCCACAAGAGCACCCACCAUGUCUCUCAACCCACACCGAAGAAACCCUUCACCUGAAAGACCUCGAAUUGAUGAUGCACUGGUGCACAACAACCUACAAAUCCAUGGCUGGGAACCCCACCUCCGAACGAAUAUGGCAAACAACUAUCCCCCAGCUUUCUCUCCGCUACACAGGCCUUCGCCAAGGUAUCCUAGCCCUCUCGGCACUGCACCUCGCCUCAACCAGUACAUCUUCCCGGCGCUGGCGAUAUCUUGAAACAGCACGCUCGUACCAAGCGCAGGCGCUAGCAGGCCUCGGCAUCGAGAGUGCCGAAGACGCCCCGGAAGAAGAAAUCCAAGCGACCUUCGCACUGUGUUGCAUAAUGAUUGUAUUCACCUUCGGCUUCUGCCAGAUCGACAGCGAAACCGACUCGGACGAAGACCAGCCCGACGUGCUGGAUGAGUUCUUCGAGGUAUUCCAGCUGACCCGGUGGCUAGUCAGCAUCCUAGUGGCCUCGAUGGAACGCAUCACGGCGAGCGAGCUGGACCCGCUCUUCCACCCCGAAGACCCGCUCCCAACAAUGCCGGACAUGUCGCGGCUAGUGAUCCUCUCGCUACAGCGACAGAAUAACUUGGAGGCUAUGCGGGAUGUGACGCACGAGACGGAUCUGUAUGACUCGGCCAUUGAACAUCUCAGCCACGCGCUCGGGCUGCUGAUGAAGGGCGGCGAGCCCAAGGUCUUUGCGUUUUGGUGGAGUUUCCGUAUCCCUGCGGAGUUUCUGGAGCUACUCGAGUUGCGCCGGCCGUUUGCGCUUGUUGUUCUGGCGCAUUAUGUGGUUAUUCUGCAUAAUCUUAGGAGUUCAUGGUGGAUGGGCGAUUGGGGAAAUAGGAUUCUGCAGGAGAUUGGGGACAUUCUUGAUCCGAACUGGCAAGAUCUUAUAAACUGGCCGAUUGAUGCGACGGGGUGUUUCCUUCCGAGGAUUGACGCGCGAGUGCUCGCUUAG